AUGGCUACAUUCCCAGCUGUGAGCGAGUACGAGGCCAAGCGUCUGCGCCGAAUCGCCGCAAACCACGACAAACUCCAGGCACUUCAGAUGCCGUCUCUAGCUCCCAUUUGUCCUCCAGUCAUUACGCGGAAAACGCAAAAACGACAAGUCCAGGAGCAGCGAUUCCAGGAGCCCCGACGCAAGUCGUUGCGGCAACGUAAGGAGCGCUAUGUGGAGACUGAGCAACUUAACCAGCGAUUAAUCGACGACCGAAAGAAGUGCACGCGGGUAGGGGAGAACGCGACGCUGAAACAGCUGGAACAAGGGAACCGACUUGUGAGACAACCAUUUGAAACCGUCGACCCUUCGAUAAUCGAUAGGAAUCAUAAUAAGAUUGAAGAGGUCGCGGACGUAAGGCAAGGGAACAUGGAUGACUUGCAGGACUUGGAACAGGAGCAGGGAAUCGGUAGUGUCGACUGGAGAGCGCGGAGAAAGGUGCAGGCUCGAGAAGAGAAGAGACGGGCGACGGUGAAGUUGCGAGAGGAGCGAAGCGUGCAGCGGGUGCGGGAGAAGAAAAAGAGGCACAAGAGGCAGCUGCAAGAACGGAAGAUUUGUCAGAGACAGAAGGAGAGUGUGCAACUUGCUCGACUAGUGGCUAAGGAGCUGGAGCUGCAGCGAAGGACGGAAGAAGGCGAGUUGAUGAGGAUGGAAGACCGUGCAGCGCGGCAAUUGGUGAAGCAGGAGGCAAAAGAGAGGAAACUGAAGCAGGUGGCGAUGAAAAAAGUUGAGUUGAAUGAACAGAUGCGCGCGGUUCUGGCGGGGAGGCUCAAGAGAGAACGAGAGAGGGAAGAGGAUCGAGACAAGGAGAUGUAUCCGGUGCGGAAACUACCUCUGCCUUUCGUGCACAUUGCAGACCGGAGUGAAGGACGCAGUACAAAGCCAGUGGUGGUGACCCCGUUGCUGAAAGUGGACGCGAACCUGUUCCACGCAUUUUCGUUGGGAAAGCAGUUUUUACCGCCUGGUCGACACUCUGUCAUGCAAGGUGUGUGUCCAGGAGGAUACACUGCAUCUUUCCGACACGAUGUCGAUGUUCAUGUCUGGAAGAACGCAAUGACGCUUUUUGUACACGGCACAACGGGGAUGUUUUAUCGCUCCAUGUUUGAAGAAAACGAGGUGCACGGUCGCACGUACGUUUCGUUCCGAUGGACUCGGUGUCAAGAUGUCACGCCGCUAGUCUUGUACCGCAUCUCCCAGUUGCAAAAAGGUGAAGAGUCCCUACGCGUUGACAAGAGCUAUGACGACCCGCUGAGUCGUCAUAGCUCUGAAAAGCCAGAGCCACUCCUGCUUUUCAUCCAGUAUCCCAAGGGUCCAUACAUUUACUGCGGACGACUCGGCUAUCUUGGUCAUCGAACCGAUCCGCUUGAGAUCUCCUUCCAGCUUCUCGAUGUCGACGCAUUGAACUGGAAACAGAUCACCACACUGAUCCUAUCAGGUUAA
Messenger RNA from Peronospora matthiolae, 1476 nucleotides. The record is from the annotation of a GenBank genome assembly. NCBI's taxonomy places the organism in Eukaryota, Oomycota, Peronosporomycetes, Peronosporales, Peronosporaceae.